AUGGGGAAGACCUGGUUCUCAGCUGGGCUUCUGUGUCACAAACAGAAAUAUCACCCAGGUUUGGGGACUCCUGGGGCUCUCCGUGUGGUGCUGACAGACACAAGACCAGAGACAGUGCAGGCCAGUGCCAGGGGAAGUAAUCUUGCCCCAAGAAAAGGCUUAGCACACAGGCACAAGGGACAGCAGAUACCGCCAGUGGAUCCAGAAGUGCCUGUGAGCCUCGCUAGAACUCCAGCCGUUCUUGCAGAGGAACGAACAGAGGAGUCAGAGGACACCAUGGACUCCCCCUCAGCUGCCACUUGCAGAAAAUUUGUGCUCUGGCAUGGACUACUGCUGACUGUUUCACUUGUAACCUUCUGGAGCUCGCCCACCUCUGCCCAACUCGCUAUUGUGUCAACCACUGCUGCAGAAGGGGCAGAUGUGCUUCUGCGCAUGCGCAAUAAGCCUCCCAAUGUGAAAGCCUUGGUCUGGUACAAAGGAGAAGGGGCGAACCCAAAUCGUUACAUCGUGUCUUUUGCAAUGGACAAACAAUUACUGGGAAGGGGGCCUGAAUUUAGUGGUCGAGAAUCAGUAGAUGGUGAAGGAUCCAUGCUGAUUAAGAAAGUCACCUUGAAGCACUCAGGAUACUACACUGUGGUCAUCCAUCUUCAAAAUCGCAUAAAAGAAAUAGGAUUCGGACGCCUCCGUGUGUAUGAGCCUGUGAUAAUGGCCAACCUUGUAGCCAGCAACACCACAGUCACUGAGAAUAAGGAUGCUGUGGUCUUGACCUGCUACACAAAGGGACUCUCCAUACAGUGGAUCUUCAAUGGCAUGAAUCUGCGACUUACAGAGACGAUGAAGCUGUCCUGGCAAAACAGAACCCUUACCAUAAACCCUGUCAGAAGAGAGGAUGCUGGAAAUUAUCAGUGUGAGGCCUCGAACCCCAUCACUUUUGCUUAUAGUGUGCCCCUGCAGCUGAAUGACUGGAAAGUUACUGGAAGUGCCCUGAAGAUGCAGAGGCUCCAGGAACUUAUGAAACAGGACAAACUAGACCACGAUGACCACCGGGCCCUGCACCCAAAGAUGACAUUGAAACAAGCUACAGCCCAAGACAUCCAGCUCUGCAACCACUCCCAUCACCCGAUAGAAACUCUCAGUCCUGACCCCUCAGUGCUGGUGCUGGUUCAAGUGCACCUCUCUGCACCCAGCCCUUUUCCACUGGGAGAAACUAAACCUGAGGAGGGGAUGGAGAUGGUGACAGUGAAGGUUGAUUUGGAAGAGAGUAUUAUAGUUAAGAGAUCUGUCCAUGGGCCAACCCCCCUGGUCACCCAGUUUGUAUUGGAUCCAGGCCAUAGUGCAAUAGAAAGCGAAGCACUUGGGCUGGAGGUCGAUAAAUACCAGAACUUUCAGACUCAAGACCAAGACACAGCAGAGGCCAGUGCUGGGGUGAUGAGGCCAUCAUCUCAGGACACAUGUGACCCCAUCAGCCUUGCUAUUGCCAUCUCACUCUUAAACUUCUGGAGCCUGCCAACCACUGCCCAGCUUGCUAUUGUGUCGACCAAUGUUGCUGAGGGGAAAGAUGUGCGUCUGCGUCUCCGCAAUGUACCUUCUGAUUAUAUAGGCAUUGUGUGGUACAGGGGAGACAGGGUGAAAAGCCAGCAGGCUAUCGCAUCUCUUUUCAUAAACCUAAGAAUGUACAUAAUUGAGGCUGCAAACAGCGGUCGAGAAAAUAUCGUCUAUGAUGGGUCCUUGCUGAUAAAGAAGGUCACCAUGAAGGACGCAGGAGUCUAUACUGUAGUAGUCAACCUUCCAGGUUCAAAAAAAGAAAUAGGAUUUGGACGACUUAAUGUAUACCAGCCCGUGAGAAAGCCCACCCUCCUUGUCAGCAACCCCAUAGUCACAGAGAAUAAGGAUGCUGUGGUCCUGACCUGCGACACAAAUGCGGCAUCCACCCAGUGGUUGUUCAAUGGCAUGAAUCUUCAGCUCUCAGAAAGAAGGAAGCUGUCCCAGGACCACAGAAACCUCACCAUAGACCCUGUCCAGAGGGAAGACGCCGGGAUUUACCAGUGUAAAGUCUCCAACCCCAUCAGUUCUGCUGAAAGGCCUGUGAAAGUGCCCAUUCUCCUACCCAGAAACGGCACAAUCACAGAAAAUGAGAAUGCCGUGGUCUUGACCUGCUACACAAAUGCAGAUUCCAUUGAGUGGUUCUUCAACAGCAUGAAUCUGCGCCUCUCGGAGAGAAGGAAGCUGUCAGAGGACCACAGAAGCCUCACCAUAGACCCCAUACAGAGGGAGGAUGUUGGUUAUUACCAGUGUAAAGUCUCCAACCCCAUCAGUUCUGCUGAAAGUUGGCCCCUUGAGCUGCAUCUGCAACAUGAUUGA
Molecule: messenger RNA, 2361 nt
Organism: Artibeus jamaicensis (Jamaican fruit-eating bat)
Lineage: Eukaryota; Metazoa; Chordata; Mammalia; Chiroptera; Phyllostomidae
Product: carcinoembryonic antigen-related cell adhesion molecule 5-like
Exons: 10
Coding region: 1-2361 (786 amino acids)
Source: RefSeq, a predicted model, not a curated record